Messenger RNA from Lachancea nothofagi CBS 11611, 2112 nucleotides. NCBI's taxonomy places the organism in Eukaryota, Fungi, Ascomycota, Saccharomycetes, Saccharomycetales, Saccharomycetaceae. The record is from the annotation of a GenBank genome assembly.
AUGGCCGUUCAGGAGCUUGAAAGAGAGUGCAAUUACAAUGGCCAGCAAAGCGUGGUGAAACUUGUACACGAUUCAGACAAAGAUUUGUUUUCAGUUGAUGGGCUGAUACCGUUGUUGGCGGUGGAAUCUGAUGAAGAACAGUCGACUGGUGACUGGAAGAGCCGAGUUCUCCAGAAGUUUGGGGUGCUUGUGGAAAGAGACGAGAACAAUAACAAGUGGAUUUCGCGUGAGAAGACUUGGGAAUUAUUAAAAGUAUUGGGGGUUCAGGACUCUUUUCAUGGCGAUUUAGGACUCGGACAAGAUUUGCAGACACACGACACAGAUCAGGACGACGACGACGAAGAAGAAGAAGAUGAAGACAAUGCGGGCGAGGAAGGAGGAGGGGGAAAUUUUAGCAACGGUGCCGCUAUAAGAACCAAUACUAUCCGGGGUGAAGAGCUGGAAACCAGAGAGUUCAGCACGGACUCUCCUCUCAAGAGAGCAAUAAACGACCACAAAUUAGGUUCACCAUUAAAAAAGCUGAAACCGGCAGAAACGUUUAAUUCGGCAGAGUUUUUUACCCACGAUCUGCAACUAUCGUCUCCACUCACAGUACAACCAGCCAAGAAGCCUCUAACAGACUUUCAGCCCGAUGACCGUGUUAAGCUGGAGCAUUUACUACAGCAUAUUUUAUUUCCGGAUGGCCAAUCCGUUCAAUUCGAAGCCGCCCUCGCAAAUAUGGGCAAUUCAUAUUCACAAACGCGACUGAAUCUCGAUAUACCCAUCGAUGAGCAUGGGAAUACCGCGCUGCAUUGGUUGUGUUCGAUAGCAAACGUGAGACUCACGAAGGAUCUGAUACGGAACGGUGCUGAGAGGCUUCUUGGAGAUAAAACUGGGGAAUCGGCCCUCGUAAAAGCUGUGAAAUCUGUUAAUAACUACGACUCGGGUACUUUUGAGGAAUUGUUAGAUUUCCUUUAUCCUUGCUUGAUAGUGGUCGAUGAUAUGGGAAGAACUGUAUUACAUCAUAUUGUAAUUACUUCAGGAAUGCCGGGCUGUGCCGCGGCUGCAAAAUACUAUCUGGACAUUCUUAUGGGGUGGAUUGUCAAAAAGCAGGCACGCGAAUUUGACGGCGAAAGAGACAUUAUACUGUCAACUUUAGACCUCAAAUGGUUCAUUAACUGCGUUCUCAACGCCCGCGAUAUCAAUGGUGAUACUUGUCUCAAUAUUGCCUCGCGUUUGGGUAAUGUAUCAAUAGUCGAGGCUCUGUUAGAUUACGGAGCAGACCCUCGAAUUUCUAACAAUUCUGGUUUGCGGCCAGUGGAUUUUGGCGCGGGCGCUACAAAACUCGAAGCCACUCAGUCUCAUGACGCCGAUGUAGACAGGUCAAUGGCUGCUUCGGGUCCUGAUUCUACAGUACUAAUAAACAACAUUCAGACAUUGAUAAACACAAUUUCUCAGGACUACGACAUGGAGAUCAAGCAACACAAGGAACAGUUGUCAAAAUUACACGCAGAUCUCAAUGAUCAACGAAAGUUGUUAACAGCUUCGAGAGACAAGUUGGCACAAGGCCGCCAGCUUCGUGAUGAUCACACACAGCUAACCGAACAAAUUUCGAAUAUUCACCAGGCGAUUGUGGAAGAAGAUGCCGACUUUAAGAAGGUUAGUGGCGAGCUGGGAAUCGACGAUGAAUCCCUAGACAUGGCAGAAUUCGAUGCUGACGAGCCAUUUCGCAUUGAUUUCAUUUACGAUUUCUUGGAGAAAAAGUUACAAUCAGAGUAUUCUGGGGAUCUCAAACAAUUUUUAGACAAUGCUUCAUUGAAUAGCCUUUUAUCUCAACUAAUGACCGAGAACUCAGGACAAGAAGAGAGCAUCCCCCCCGAAGGCUUGCUACGUGCGAGAAUAUGUGCCUAUGAAAAGAAUGAGCAUAAGCUCAACGAGUCUCUACAAGCCGUACGCGAAAAACAAGCUCACCUAGAGGGGAGAUUCAGACGUGUUCUUUCGCUUUGCUUGAAGGUUGACGAAGAUAAGGUCGAUGGUAUGCUUGAUGGUCUGCUACAAGCUAUAUCAACUGAAGACCCGGAAGACAUUGACACUGAUGAACUGCAAACCUUUUUAAGUAAGCACACGGUAUGA